Messenger RNA from Colletotrichum acutatum, 3210 nucleotides. RefSeq names its product ABC transporter. Gene Ontology annotation, biological process: transmembrane transport. Gene Ontology annotation, cellular component: membrane. The record is from RefSeq and is a predicted model, not a curated record. The coding region runs from base 47 to 3022 and encodes 991 amino acids. The transcript is spliced from 8 exons. Lineage: Eukaryota; Fungi; Ascomycota; Sordariomycetes; Glomerellales; Glomerellaceae. Gene Ontology annotation, molecular function: ABC-type transporter activity; ATP binding; ATP hydrolysis activity.
AAAGAAUUUCGUAAUCAUUUCUACCAUUAUUGAAACAACACUCAUCAUGGCCAACUCAACCUCUGACGGCUGUUCCCUCACCGCCGACGAUGCUUUCGGGCCCACCGUCCAGCACUGUCGCGACGGUUUCGACUUCACUCUAACAUUUGAACAAUGCCUCUUCACCAUCCUCCCCGCCUCGCUCCUCAUCCUAAUCGCGCCCCUACGCUUCCGCUACCUCGGCAGACUCCCCUACUCUGUCAAUGGCACCACGCUCCGUCUAACAAAACAGGCCGCCAUCGCCCUCCUCGCCAUCCUGCAACUGGUUCUCAUAGGUUUGUGGUCAACGCACCGGGGCAGCAGCGGCAGUCGCCUUCGUACCGUCUCCAUCGCCGCCUCGUGCGCGUCCUUCGCUGCCACCGUCAUGUUUGCCGGACUCUCGUACAUAGAACACGCGAAGAGCCUUAAGCCUUCGUCCAUCCUGAAUAUAUAUAUCCUCGUGUCCCUGGUGCUGGACGGAGCCAUCCUCCGCACCAUGUGGCUGUCGCACCUAAGCGUCGCCAUCAGCGCCGUCUUCGCCGCGUCCUUCGCGUGCAAGGCGGCCAUCGUGAUCCUCGAAGCCCGGGAGAAGACGCGCUAUCUCGUGCCGUCGUCGGCCGGCGGACGGUCGUACAGCCCCGAGGAGACCAGCGGCAUCUACAGCCGCGGUCUCUUUUGGUGGCUUACGCCGCUGCUGCUGACGGGAUUCCGUCGUCUCCUGAAGCCGCUGGACCUAUUCGUCCUGGACGCGUCCAUGUCGGCUGCCGCGCUGAAUGAGAGGUUCUGGCUUCACUGGAACAAGUCCACCCCAUCGAGCUUCUCGACGGGCGACGACGACCAGCCUAGUGAAGCAUCACGAUCGCCGUCAAGGUACCGUCUCAUCAGGACGUGCAUUGUCACGCUGAAAUGGCAGUUGCUAGCAGUCGUCCUCCCCAGGCUCUUCCUGCUCGGCUUCACCAUUUGCCAGCCCCUGAUCUUGAACCGGUUCCUCGACUUUUUGCAGCACCCGUCCGAGUCGACCAACUACGGCUACGGCCUCGUUGGUGCCUAUGGGCUCGUGUACUUGGGUAUCUCCAUCUCGUCGAGCUUCUACUGGCACGCCGCUUUCCGGUGCCUGACCAUGCUUCGAGGCGUAUUAGUCGCUGCCAUCUAUACGAAGACAACGGAGCUGCGUGUCGCGCCGGGAGACGACUCUGCGGCUGUGACUCUCAUGUCCACCGAUGUUGAAGCAAUCGUUCGUGCUUGGCGCGAGGUUCACGAGUUCUGGGCCAACACCAUUCAAAUCGCCCUCGCCACAUGGAUUCUCAGCACUCACCUCGGCUAUGCGGCCUCUGGUCCGAUCAUUGUAUCGGUGUUCGCUCUAGGUGCCACCGUAUUCCUCGCCCCCUCUGCUCAAAAGUACCAAAUCAUCUGGGUUGAAAAGGUUCAGAAGCGCAUUGGCAUCACCUCGGCCAUGAUAGGCCACAUCAAGAGCAUCAAAAUGUCGGGCCUGACCCAGAAACUCUCCCAGACUCUGGCCGACCUCCGGCUCGCCGAGAUGCGAGCGGCGACUCCCUUCCGCGUGAUCGGCGCCGUCACGUCCGCCGUGGCCCAGGUACCCCUGAUGAUCGCCCCGGUCGUUGCCUUUGCCAUGUACACGACGAUUGCCUCCAAGAAUGGGGAUGUCCUCGACGCUACGAAGCUCUUCGCCGCGUUAUCGUUGAUUAUCCUGCUGGCACAGCCGCUGUUUUGGAUGUUUGAGGUCGUGCUCGAUAUGAGCGCGGCCCUGGGGUGCUUCAACCGCAUCGAAAAGUACUUGUCUGAGCCGCCGCGAGCAGAGUAUCGAGAUCUUCCACCAAACUCACCCGCUAGCUCCUGUGUACUCACGGGCUCUUUCUCUCAAGAUGUGCAACUUCAGAAUCUGGAGAGCCGCGGAGGGCAGGUCUCAACAGACGCAAAGGCAAGUGGCACUAUCGCUAUUCGCGUGAAAGAAGUGACGUUGGCGUGGAAGCCCGAAACAGUUCCCGCCGUAGAGUUAAUGGAUUUCGACAUAUUGAAGGGCCAACUCGUCAUGCUCGUUGGGCCUGUUGCAUCCGGGAAGAGUACACUUCUGAAAGGUCUCCUCGGUGAGCUGCCACACGUCACCGGAACGAUUGCCCUAUCCAGCGAUCGCAUCUCUUGGUGUGAGCAGAGCCCCUGGCUUAUUAACGACACCAUCCGAAAGAACAUCAUCUGCUUCUCUGACUUUGACCAAAAACUUUAUCACCAAGUCCUCCAGGCGUGCGAUCUUGAAAAGGACCUCGCUCAGCUCCCAGAUGGAGACGAGACAUUGAUCGGAAGCAAGGGGAUUGCUCUGAGUGGCGGCCAAAAGCAGCGUGUCGCACUUGCCAGGGCCAUCUAUUCACGUCCUCAAAUUGCUCUUUUCGACGAUAUUUUCAGCGGGCUUGAUAACCAUACGGCUAGGGCAGUGUUUCAGCGCGUCUUUGGUGCCAAGAAUGCAAUUCUCCGGGCUUGGGGAACCACGGUUGUGCUCGCGACUCAGUCAGUGAGCUUUCUAUCCCAGUCAGACAUGAUCAUCGCCCUCCAGAACGGCAAAGUUGUAGAGAAAGGAGGCUUUGACGAUUGUCGAAAGGCUGGAGGCUACGUCUCAAGUCUCAUCUCCGCCAAUACCGAGGACCAAGAUGAGAGCACCCCCGAGUCAGAGAAGCUCGUAGAUAGAACUGGGAGUGACGCCCUGGUGGAGAAGAACGCCAAGGCAUUGAAAGAACAGUAUGAUAAGAGACGGCAGCUGGGCGACUGGAGCGUCUACGGCUACUACUUUGGUAGCGUCGGCGCUUCUCUUGUGGCUGUCUUGAUGGUCUUGGAGGUGACGUGGGCGUUCUUUUCCACGUUUCCGACCGUGUGGCUGAAGUUCUGGACGGACUCACAGGCAGAAAGUCCAGUGAGCCACGAUGCCUACUACCUGGGGGUAUAUGCCGCUUUCCAGGUCAGCGGCGUCUUGUGCUUUGCCGUCCUCAUCUGGUAAGUCAGAGGCUCCCCGUCCCGGAAUCGAGAAACAGCCCAAGUUGAUAACCUCGAUUUUCAGGUUCGUUCUUGUUCCCGUUGCCUCCAAGUCGGGCAUCAGUCUACACCAGCGUCUCCUCAAAGCCGUCAUGCAGUGAGUACCAUCUGCAAGCCCUCAAAUCACAGAUCGUGAAUCUCAUUGUCUUGCCC